Messenger RNA from Phasianus colchicus (ring-necked pheasant), 4065 nucleotides. Its product is annotated as acyl-coenzyme A thioesterase 5-like. The record is from RefSeq and is a predicted model, not a curated record. Gene Ontology annotation, biological process: acyl-CoA metabolic process; fatty acid metabolic process. NCBI's taxonomy places the organism in Eukaryota, Metazoa, Chordata, Aves, Galliformes, Phasianidae. Gene Ontology annotation, molecular function: fatty acyl-CoA hydrolase activity.
GCAAAACAGAAACCUGUCUUGUAGGGAGCCUGCUGCUUGGCCAAGUUUGGGAGAUGGCAGGGAAAGCUUGUGGGAGAAACUGGGUCCAGUCCUGCAAGGAGCAAUUAUCAGCAGGCUGAUUUGGCCUGAGGAUCACCGCCACAGAGUAUUUGCACACUGUAAAUCAACUGCCAGCACUGGGCAGAGCUGACAGCCUUUGGAAAUGCUCCAAUGGUGUCAGAGCACUGACUGCACCGAGCACGCCCUACUACAGAUAGUAACAGGGCCGCAGCCACAGUUCCAGGCAACCCUGAAAACUUCGCAGCCAGAAUGGGCCCACACAGUCCCUGCCCAGGAUUCUCCUCCCUGUGUGUGGGAAGCGGCACUUGUACAAAAAGCUCCAGCCCACAUGCAAACAGUGUGAAGCAACCUGGGGCCACGGGGCAGAUGAUUGCCCUCACGGCGUGCAGACAGGUCUCCCGCUGUUGGCAGGGCUGGCUCUCCCGCGUCGGCCUCGCUUGGCAGCCCCUGCAGAUCCCUGGGGUGCCCACAUCUCGCAGCCUCGCUUCCACAGCAACCUCCAUCCGCUUUUCCCCAGCCACCCGCAGCCUCUUCGAUGAGCCGCUGGGCAUCGCCGUGCAGGGCCUCAGCCCGCGGCAGCAGGUCACCCUGCGGGCGUCCCUGCGGGACGAGGCGGGCGAGCUCUUCGAGGCCCACGCCCGGUACCAGGCGGCGGAGGACGGGGAGCUGGACGUGGCCCGCUGCCCCGCGCUGCCGGGAGGCAGCUUCAGCGGCCUGGAGCCCAUGGGGCUGCUGUGGGCGCUGCAGCCCCGCAAGGCCUUCUGGCGGCUGGUGAAGAAGGACGUGCAGACCCCUUUCCUGCUGCGGCUGGAGGUGCUGGAGGGCCACGGGGAUGACUCCGGGCGGCUCCUGGCCCAGGCCCAGCACGAGCGGGCGUUCCUGCGCGACGGGGUGCGCAGGGUGCCGGUGCGGGACGGGAGGAUCCGGGCAACGCUCUUCCUGCCCCCCGGACAAGCCCCCUUUCCAGGAGUCAUAACCAUAGAUGGACUUGGAGGAGGCCUUUGUGAGCACAGAGCCAGCCUGCUGGCCAAUCAUGGCUUUGCCACACUGGCCCUGGCUUAUUAUCAAUAUGAGGAUCUGGUUCAGAAGCCAACCAAACUCCAUCUGGAAUAUUUUGAAGAGGCAUUGAACUACAUGCUGCAGCACACACAGGUAAAGGGACCAGGGAUCGGCCUGCUCGGUUACUCCAAAGGAGGUGAUCUGUCUCUCGCCAUGGCUGCCUUCCUGAAGAAUAUCACAGCAGUAGCUUCCAUUAAUGGCCCUGUGGCCAUUACAGCUUUUCCUCUCUGCUACAAAGAUAAAACUAUUCCCGCUUUGAUUUAUAAGGAAAACCUUACCAAGGUUUAUGAUAACAAUAUCCUUGAUUAUUCUGAUGUUCUUGAUGACCCCUUUAAAGCCCCUGGCAACCAAAGCCUGAUCCCAAUAGAGAAUGCUGAGGCACAUUUACUAUUAAUUGCUGGACAAGAUGAUCAUAUUAUCCACAGUAAGUAUUAUGUCACUGAAGCCUCCAAAUAUUUGCAGGCUCAGGGGAAGGAAAAUGUUCAGACACUCAUUUAUCCUGGAGUAGGGCACUGCAUUGACCCUCCCUUUUCCCCUUUUUACCCAAUAGGAAAACAUCCAGUUUUUCACAAACGAGCUGUCCUGGGUGGAGAGCUCACAGCUUACUCUAAGGCACAGGUUCAUGCUUGGCUACAGAUACGGGCUUUUUUCCACAAACAUUUAAAUGACAAGUGAUGCAUGUACAAGAAACGCACAACUUUGAACAAACAUCUGAUGAAUUAUUUUACAGUUAUCAGGUCAAUUCCCUUUCCCAGCUGUACCAAUACAGCUACAGUGUCUUCAGUGACUUUGCACAACCAUAACUCAGAAAAAAAUUGGUUUUCAUUUUGUAUUACAUUUUUGGUCAAGUGUCAAGAAAAGGAAGGGAGAAUAGGUGAUAGGAAAAAUAUUCAGUUAUUUUUCUCAUCUGUUUUCUAUUUUUAUAUUUGACUGUGCUUUUCACAUUACUGUGGCCUCCACAUGCAUAUGCUAUCCACGACUCAUACUUCAAAGCCAGACCUUUCAAACACUAAUUUUGGUGCAUGGACUUCACUAUUGUUAUGGUAAAAAAUCAUAAAUGAAAAUGUUUCUGAACUCCAAGAUGCUGGAAGUGUGCAAUAAUGGAUGUUAUGGUGAGGAUGUCAUGGUCUCUCUGGUUAGCCUUCUGGAAGGGUUAUUUGUCUUCUAUUUCCAUCUCCCCUUCAGUAGAAAGUGCUCUGCUUCAUGUAUACUUCCAGCUCUAACAUGUCAUGCAAAAAGCCAAAUUUACAAUCAUUGUGAUCGUCUCCCAUAAAAUGUGGAAACUUUGCAGCUUUGUUAUUAGAGCUGGUUGAGGUCAGACUAAUGAGGGAACGGAACUAGAGCAGCUCAUACAGGAACCAAAGGCAUGAAGGGACCCUUCCGCCGAGUCAUGAGACUCAGAGUGCAUUCUAUACUCCUUUUGGUGGCCUACGUGCAGCUAGAUCCAGUCUUAGUCUCAGUCUUGGUCAGUGGUUCACAUCUUAACAGAGUUUCUCCCAUCCACAACUAACGAGAUAGUCACAAACAAUUACAGACAAAUUAAAAUUAACUCUCCAAACAAUUAAGACUUUACAUUUACCCCAAUAAACAAGAUCUUCCUACAAAUUUAUCAGUUUCAAUUAAAUUUACUUUAUCGUUUUUUCAGGUUCUGGACUGACUUGUAUUUAAAGUCAAAGUGGUAAUGUCAGAGUACAGCAAAGAGCCUGCAAACAAUCCUCACUGAUAUCCCAAUAGGGAGUGCUUUUUCAAGUGCUUUACCAUUUUUUAGGGCUGCACUUGGGAUCCUCAGGAGCCAGGCUGUAAUUCUUUCAAGCUAUAGCACAAAAUGAGCCAUUUGAGUCAUGGCACCGUGACUGCCAGAAGAUGUGGAGACUCCAAGUGUGUAAUAGCCCAAAUACAAAUUAAGAUGGAUCAGAAGAAGCCUUAUUGACUACAGUCACAUAAGAAAACACUGGGGCAGCAUCAGCUCCUCUGCUCCCCUCUUCUGUCAGAUGUCUGCAGAGACCUCUCUUAAGUACUGUUUCCAAUAAAGGAAAGAGGUGAGGAAAAUCCUUCUAAUGUUAGCGAAGUUAGUUGUCUAUAUUCUUGGGAAAAACAAAUUCUAUACAACUAUGAAUACGUCUGAAAGGCCAAAUCCCUCCAUGCCUAGCAGGGAUGCAGUCCUUUAGGAGCUUGUUAGCUGACAAAACAGAGAGGGCUCUUUGAUAGUCCUGUAGGAGAGGCACACUGGUAUUAGCUUAGUUCACAACUGGAGGUAGCAGUGGGCGUUGGAAAUGAUCACAGACUGCUAGCUUUUGUUUGGAUAAAAUUCUCAGCCAUUCCUUUCAAAUGUUACGUAUCAGUAACUUUAUCACUGUACUCAACUGCUCUAGAUCUGUUGCCAAAUUAGUCUGACCUCAACUAGAACCUCAACUAGAUCAAGAAGAGUGUGACUUUAGCAGACCCCUACUGUGUGUGUCUCCUUCCUUGGCUCAUAGCCACUGUACAAGCCAUAUCAUUGUGAAUAAAAUGAGAGCAGACACUCAAGCCUCAGGUGGGAGAUUAAAUGCAUUGGUCUUAGUGGGACUGAAAUGCAGGCUGAGACCCUGGGAGGGCUGUCAUCUCAAUUAGUGUGAUUAAAAUUUGGGCUGAGAUUUGAACAGCAAAUCAACAUCUUUAUACAAAAAUAAGUCUUACAAGUAAAUAGAAGGUACAUUUAAAAUUACAGGCUGACAAAAGUCAUUUUGGUGAGGAUAAUACACAGGCUGGGAUACCCUGAAAUUUGACCUUAUGGGAUGUGUGUGUGUGAAACUGAGUACAGGUGGGCACUGGACUGUCCAAAAUGAGGGAGGUUGCCCUUAAUGGUGGCCCAGCCCAAUACAAAGAUUACUCUCAAAGUUACUCAAAGUAAAUUGGCAAUGUUGUUGGUCUUUUUGUUUGUUUUGUUUUCAUAAUGAAACAGCUAUA